AUUGCCUCUUGCACGUCAACGUUCAACUUUCACUGGGAUUUACGCUUUUGAAUCCAAGAAAAAUCAUGGAAGACGAUUCGGAGAGAGGAUCACCGCGGCCCUCGACGAGAAUCCAGAAUGAAUUCCCUGACGAUACGAUAAAGAUUAUGCUGGCAACUGACAAUCACAUUGGAUAUCUAGAGCGGGACCCCGUUCGUGGUCAGGACUCUAUCAAUACCUUCCGGGAGAUCCUGCAACUGGCGGUGAAACACGACGUUGACUUUAUUUUGCUCGCUGGUGAUCUCUUUCACGAAAACAAGCCUUCUCGAAGCUGCAUGUAUAAUACCAUAGCUCUGCUGCGCGAAUACACUAUGGGUGAUAAACCGGUCCAAGUCGAACUAAUGAGCGAUCCAGAUGAUGGAAAGGCGGAUGGUUUCUUGUUCCCUGCCAUCAACUACGAAGAUCCCAACUUCAACGUCGGCAUCCCGGUAUUUUCGAUCCACGGCAACCAUGAUGAUCCUCAGGGCGCUGGUGCAGCCGGUGCUUUGUGUGCCUUGGACGUUCUCUCCGUAUCCGGUCUUUUGAAUUAUAUGGGCAAAAUUGAUCUCCCAGUAUCAGACGCCGAAGCUCCAACAACGGGGAUCGCUGUUCGUCCUGUGCUUCUGCGAAAAGGAAACACACAUCUUGGGAUGUACGGCAUCGGUAACGUUAAAGACCAGAGAAUGCACUUUGAGCUUCGGAGUAACCGCGUUCGCAUGUUCAUGCCAACAAACAAGGAGGAAUGGUUUAACAUACUGCUUUUGCACCAAAAUCGCGUCAAGCAUGGUCCUCAAGAGUCCGUUCCAGAGGGUAUGUUUGACGAUAGCAUAGAUCUGGUUGUGUGGGGUCAUGAGCACGAUUGUCGUAUCGUCCCAGAGCCAGUUUCAGGCAAAGACUACUAUAUCACUCAACCUGGCUCCUCUGUUGCAACAUCCCUUGCCGACGGAGAGGCACUGGAGAAACAUGUUGCUCUACUAAAAAUCCAAGGCAAAGAUUUCCAGCUGUCCCCGAUUCCUCUACGGACAAUCCGUCCCUUCGUAAUUGAAGAAGUCGUCCUGAGCGAAGUCGCAGAAGAGGAAGGCUUCGAGCUGGAUGACCAAAUGGCUAUCACCAAGUUCCUCAAAAGCAAGGUGAACAUUCUGAUUGAUCAAGCGAACACGCUGUGGGACGAACGAAAUGCGCGAGCAGUCGAGGAAGGCGAUGAAGAGCUCUCGCGUAUGCUUCCCCUUGUCCGACUCAAAGUGGACACCACUGGCGUCAGCGAAAUGUCGAACCCUAUUCGUUUUGGGCAGGAGUUCCAAGGACGGAUAGCCAAUCCGCGAGAUUUGCUGGUCUUCCACCGGACGAAGAAAUCUACUCGGGCCUCAAAGGUGGCUAUCGACCAGCCAGAACUAAGUAUAGAUGAUCCCAAUAUGAGCGUAUCAGAAAAGUUGGAGAAGGUGAGGGUGUCGACGUUGGUGAAAGAAUAUCUUGCGGCCCAGGAGCCACAGUUACUCGGUGAGAAUGGCAUGUCAGAUGCCAUACAGAUGUUUGUGGAAAAGGACGACACGCAUGCUAUUCAAUCACAUGUCGGCAAAGUUCUCAAGUCUAUGAUGAAGGAUGUUAAAGCGAACGGAGAGAUCGACGAAGAUGACUUUGACGACGUGCUCACGAAAGUCAGGGAGCAACAAGAGAAGGACUAUGAGGAAAGCCAGCGCCUGACAAAGUCAGCAAAAGCCAAGGGAAAAGCGAGAGCACAAGAUUCCGAUGCUCCCUCUGAAGAUUCGAUGAUGAUGGAGAUAGACACAGGCAACAUCGGCGGUGGCUCUGACUUUGACGAGUCGGAUGAACCCGCACCUAAGAAGAAAACACCUGCGAAGAAAGCGUCAGCAGCGAAGAAAGCACCAGCCAAAAAAGCACCAGCCAAAAAGGCGCCCGCCAAAGCCCCUGCAAAAGGUCGAGGAAAGAAACAAAUCGAUAGUGACUCGGAUGAAGUUAUUGAGGUGCCGGAUGAGAUCGACGACGAUGACGACGACGAAGAUGAGGAAGAACCAGCGCCAAAACCCACAAAGAAGACAAACAGGACUGCAGUACUCAGCCAAGCUGCGGCGAAGAAAGCUCCGGCUAAGAAGAAGGCUGCGGCACCGGUGGCCGCGAAGCAAACUCAACUUAGUUUUGCUCCCGCUGCGGGACGGUCCUCAAGAGCGGCUGCGACGAAGGCAAGGGCAAAAAUUGUGGUCGAUUCAGAUAGUGAAUGAAGUGUGCUACGCUUAGCACGGGCCUAUUGCUUACAGGGAAUGGUCGGGCUGGUCAAUCGAUACAUUUUGUACGGUUGCGGCUAUAUACACUCAUGUACUUCAGAUACAGAUCUAUGCUCAGAAGUCUAUACAGUACUGUCC
This is a messenger RNA of Guyanagaster necrorhizus, 2396 nucleotides long. Its product is annotated as DNA repair and meiosis protein Mre11. The transcript has 13 exons. The record is from RefSeq and is a predicted model, not a curated record. Gene Ontology annotation, cellular component: Mre11 complex; nucleus; site of double-strand break. Gene Ontology annotation, biological process: double-strand break repair via nonhomologous end joining; meiotic DNA double-strand break formation; mitochondrial double-strand break repair via homologous recombination. Gene Ontology annotation, molecular function: 3'-5'-DNA exonuclease activity; manganese ion binding; single-stranded DNA endonuclease activity. Bases 66 to 2255 code for a protein of 729 amino acids. NCBI's taxonomy places the organism in Eukaryota, Fungi, Basidiomycota, Agaricomycetes, Agaricales, Physalacriaceae.